AUUUUCAAUAAGAAGUGUUUUAGACAUUGUGCUUCAAUUCGAUCGACGUAUUAGCUAAAUAAAUAAAAUGGGUAAAAUUAUUAACUGUCGUGUGUGUCUUAGAGUAGACUCAAAAGUAAAAAAGAAAUGCAUAUCGCUUUUCGACAAACAUAAUGAUAAUUUUAUAUAUGAAAUUAUUAAUUCAAUAGCAGACGUUAAAAUACAGCCUGGAGAUACCUUCCCUGAUAAAAUCUGCCCAGAUUGUUUGUUGGAACUUGAUUCAAUUUUAAGAUUCAAGGAAAAGUGUGAGAAUUCGAACAUUUUACUGAAAAGUUCUAUUUUAAUAAACAAUGAUGUCACUGUUAAGCCUGAAGCCUCAUACAUCAAAGAAUUGGAACUGAUAAAAAAAGAAGAACCUGAGGAAAUUGAAGAAUACCUCGAAGCUGAAUUUUUAGCUGACAGUUGUGUUUACACUGAGGAAACUACUAGUCUUAAUACUGAUGUUCCAUUAGAAGGUAGUGCAAACGAUAAUAAUAAUGAAGAAACUGUUAUGAAAAAGAGUAAAGCAAUUGAUUUAAAAUUACAGUGCAAUGAGUGUGGAGGAUUUUUCAAAAGCAAAUGUAAAAUGAGAGUGCACUGGAAGAGGGUCCAUAUGUAUGAGUCGUUAUUGUGCCCAUUGUGCAAGCGUGCAUUUAAAUCAUUCAAAGCUUACAAUACCCAUGUAAAAAACAAAUCACGAGCUUGUCUGACUGCUGCUAAAAUUCGCAUUGAGGGAGUAGGAAGAUCAAGGGUGUUUCACUGCAAAACUUGUAGUUACUCUUCUGUUCGAAUAAAAGACUUGCACACUCAUCUGGUGGUCCACACAGGCGAAAAGCCCUUUAUUUGUAAGAUAUGUUCAAAAGGACACUCUCAACAGAGUUCAUUGCAAGACCAUAUGGAAAGAAUACAUAAGAAUUAUUUUAUGGAAACAACUUGUCACUUAUGCGGCAAACAUCUCAAGGGUCGUAGUAAAAUUUACAGGCAUAUGAAAACACACAGACUGGAGUACCUGCAAUGCGACUUAUGCAAGAAAAAGUUGAAAGGCAAAAAAAACCUCAUCGAUCACUUAAAACGGCAUUCGGGAGUAAGAUCCUACACUUGUGAUCAGUGUGCUAAAACAUUUAUUUUAUUGUCGGAAUUGUGCAAUCAUAGGCGUUCUAAACAUGAGAAAGGUAAACAUAUUUACACUUGUGAUAUAUGCGGUUACAAAGCUUACACAUCAAGUGUUAUAAAAAGGCAUAAAACGAGACAUACAGGAACUAACUUUCCGUGUCUUGAAUGCGGUAUGUUCUUAGAGGAUGCUCAAAAAUUUGUGGAACAUCAGCGAAGGCAUGACUCAGCAGAACGGAAGUUUCCUUGCCCUCAUUGUGAGAAGAGGUACAUGAAUAGGAAAUCAUUAAGCCAACAUGUAAGAGAAGUCCACCAUUGCACUUUUCUCAUGAAUAAACCAAUCAAGCGAGAAACUGCAGAAAGUAGUAGUACACCAUUGAAACUUUAUUGUAGUGAUAUGAUUGAAGUUGAAGUACCUCCAAAGACCAUAUAAAAUUAUAUAUGUUUUUAU
Molecule: messenger RNA, 1579 nt
Organism: Chilo suppressalis (striped riceborer)
Lineage: Eukaryota; Metazoa; Arthropoda; Insecta; Lepidoptera; Crambidae
Source: the annotation of a GenBank genome assembly